Molecule: messenger RNA, 1952 nt
Organism: Stereum hirsutum FP-91666 SS1
Lineage: Eukaryota; Fungi; Basidiomycota; Agaricomycetes; Russulales; Stereaceae
Exons: 6
Coding region: 1-1689 (562 amino acids)
Source: RefSeq, a predicted model, not a curated record
AUGUCGCUGUCUGCGUCUAACUCGACAUUCUGGGAUACUUUACCGUCAACCGCCUCUACAUCAACCAUUGAUAGCGACUCGGACCCGGAACGCAUCGUAUCUGUGCUAGGUUUCCGCAAGACCACAAACGGAGUGACCAACAAAUGGAAUGACACGAUACUGCACCUUCGACCAGCUCUGAAAGCUGUUCACAAAGCUGCUGAAAAACCCAGCAUGCGUCCGUGGCAGGCGCUAGUCAAGGCUGGUGUUGCAGAACAGCUCUGCCUUGGGAUACUUGAGUAUGACAGAUCAACCAUCAAACCAGAUUCUAGAGACAGCGUUCCGUUCAGUCCUACCCACCCAUCUGGGUAUGACGAGCACCUCGAUGGCAACGCGCCGUGGUCUCUUCCACUGAUAAUAUUGUUCGAUGCACUCACCCUGGACGAGGCGUCUGGUCUGCCGACUGGUGAAACUGUUCAGGUGAUUAAAGAGUUGAGGAAGUACUGGACGAGGAUCAUGGAAAAAGUUUGGGAUGAAACGGAAAAUGUAACACAUUCCGUUCGGGAGCUGGCAACCCUGGCCGGACUUAUCGCGAGGGUCGCAGACUUUGAUCCCAGCGUAAUACUCGCUAUGGAUAUCCCAACCGAUCUGACUCUUUCCAUCCUAGCACGAGGCUGGCGACAUGCUCAUGGUCCGGAAUGGAUCGUUUAUGUCGCCGCAUUGAGCAGAUACUUUAGGGCUCUCAACUUCUUGCCUUGCUAUGGAGAGUUCGAAGGGCGUCCGAGAGAUGCGCCUUCCAUCCUUGGUCGCCUACUCAAAGGACUCAAAGGCUUCCCGUUCGAAUCGAUGCAUCAGCUCAUGCUGCGUCUCUCAAAAGGUGUCUUUUUCCAGUCAGACGAACGCUAUAUCAAUCACGGCAUAGCCUACCUCUUGGACAUGAUGAUCUAUCAUGACCCUGAGAAACUCAAAAAGACGACAGAGUACAAGUCCUUAUACCGGGCAACCCAUCUUUCGCCCAGUCUCUGGGAGUUACAGUUCAAGCAAGUCAGAGAACGGAAUAUUGUGGGGGCCGUGCCACCUGAGGAGGACAUGACGCUCGGUACGAUUAGGGGAUACGGAAAUGUCCUGAGCACCUCGGGCUCCGAGCGAGACCAGAAGCACCUAGUUUUAGCUUGGAUCAAUGGUGGUCUUUUGGAGACGCAGGAGUGGUUGGUGACUACGGCCACUCGAAAUGGUGUGGACCGGCCGGGGUGGAUAGCCACGAUAGGUGAGAUGGGAACGACCUUCAAGUUCAUUAAUCAGGCCCUCAAUGACAACCGAACCGCCACUCUCGAAGCGCUUUACCCUAACCUUCCUCGUCCCCGCCUCCUUCGCUCUCUCCUCGAUCUCGACCUUUCCACCCGAGAGAACACGUCUCCAUCCCCCGGAAAAAGCAUCACGUUCCCUCUCUGCGGCGGCAAGCGUGUCAAUGUUGCUCAUCACUUGCACUCGUCAUGGAUCAGCUGUUCCUUCUCCAAAACCAACGAUUCUCGAGAGCCGAAUGUGGGAAGAGAGGGUGUCCUGCGAACGGUGUAUCGCAGUGUAGCGCGUGCAAGACGGUCAAGUACUGUACGGCGAAAUGCCAGAAGGAUGAUUGGUCAGAGCAUAAGCUCGUUUGCGGCCUGCGUGUUUGGAUGGACGACCGUGAGUUGGGAACGGCUGAAGAUCUGAGUCGUAUGGAGCGCGAAGGGUGGCCGUUUACGGAGUAUCGGUGUGGCACUGUUCGUUUCGUGGUUCCUGGGAAGCGCAAACGUUGACGCAUAUGUUAUCUUACUCGGACUGGUAUGAUACGUAGACGAUGUUCCGUGAAGUUCCUAGUUCCAAGAUCUAUUCGCUCUGCACUCUCUGUAUGUAACAAUGCUCUGUAACGGCCAAGAAUACGGCCUAAUUGUAUUGUCAAGUUGUUUUUCUUGAUGUCAAAUACGAUGUAUCAC